This is a messenger RNA of Fusarium subglutinans, 969 nucleotides long. Its product is annotated as mitochondrial dicarboxylate carrier. The record is from RefSeq and is a predicted model, not a curated record. The coding region runs from base 1 to 969 and encodes 322 amino acids. Gene Ontology annotation, molecular function: succinate transmembrane transporter activity; malate transmembrane transporter activity; thiosulfate transmembrane transporter activity. NCBI's taxonomy places the organism in Eukaryota, Fungi, Ascomycota, Sordariomycetes, Hypocreales, Nectriaceae. The transcript has a single exon. Gene Ontology annotation, biological process: succinate transmembrane transport; phosphate ion transmembrane transport; malate transmembrane transport.
AUGAACGAGCCAAAACAACAACCUCCCCUCUCUUUGACAAGAGAGAACGUGCCCUUUGAAGCGCUCCCCAAACACGAGUCAAGACAAGAACCAACGUCGGCGAGAGCUAGUCGCACGAAACAACCUUUCUGGCUAGGGGGGGCAGCAGCUGCUGGUGCAGCACUGUUCACCCACCCGCUCGAUCUUGUCAAGGCUCGCUUGCAGCACAGCUCUGCUGGAUCAAGGGCCUCCAUGUUAUCUGCUUUGAGACAGAUAUGGACGGCCGAAGGGCCCCGUGGUGUGUACUCGGGGCUUAGUGCCGUACUUCUUCGACAACUUACGUAUUCGAGCGUUCGUCUAGGAGUGUAUGAGGAACUCAAGGCCCGAUACAGUCAGCCAUCCUUCAACGGGGAUGGCAGCGUCGCAAAACCGAGAAUGGGCCUGUAUAUUUUCCAUGCAGCAAUCGCAGGCGUCCUCGGCGGUAUCGCAGGGAAUCCCGCGGAUGUCGUCAAUCUUCGCAUGCAGACAGACGCCGCCUUACCACCUGCGCAAAGACGUGGCUAUGCAAGCGUUUUCCAUGGCAUGGCUUCAAUUGCAAGAGAAGAAGGUCUUUCUGGCAUGUUCAGGGGUCUUGGGCCCAACAUUAGUCGUGCGGCACUCAUGACAGCUUCCCAGAUCGGCUCAUACGACAUCUUCAAAGCUGCCUGCCUUGAGCAUCUCAGCAUGACGGAUGGAACAGGGACUCAUUUGAUUGCUUCUACCAUGGCAGGACUCACGGCAACCACAGUAUGCUCUCCCGUGGAUGUCAUCAAGACACGGGUAAUGACCUCGACCAAUCGCGCUUCCAUUGGAAGUGUCUUGACUCAAGCUUGGAGACAAGAGGGCUUCAGCUGGGCUUUUAAGGGAUGGACACCGAGCUUCAUGCGACUAGGUCCACAGACAGUUUUAACUAUGGUGUUCCUUGAACAGCUGAAGGCUUUGUAUAGAUAG